AAGCGCGCAUUUGGCGGGCUCGUCGCGUUUAGACGGCGUCGUUCGUGGCUGCUCGUAAGUCUUACGUGCUGUGUGAAGUGCCGAAUAUCCACGUCGCGCAAUGGCUGGCGGUAAGGCGGGCAAGGACUCCGGCAAGGCAAAGGCGAAGGCGGUCUCGCGUUCGGCUAGGGCCGGCCUGCAGUUCCCCGUAGGCAGAAUUCACAGGCAUUUGAAAAACAGAACCACGAGUCAUGGUCGGGUAGGCGCUACUGCGGCGGUGUACAGCGCGGCCAUUUUGGAAUACCUUACGGCCGAGGUAUUGGAGUUGGCGGGAAACGCAUCAAAGGAUCUGAAAGUCAAACGUAUUACACCUAGACAUUUGCAACUCGCUAUUCGUGGUGACGAAGAAUUAGAUAGUCUCAUUAAGGCAACUAUUGCAGGAGGAGGUGUUAUUCCACAUAUCCACAAAUCACUUAUUGGCAAGAAGGGUUCGCAGAAACCGGCAUAAUUUAGCGAUAAUUGACAUUGAACAUUUCAAGAUUCGUGGGCAAACGGGAGGAGGAAAGAGUUGGUCCAGUGCUUGUUAACAAAAUGUACCUAGGUUACUAAAUCGAUGGCGAGACUGGCGUGAUAUAUACAUAGAUAUAUAUAUAGAUAUAUAAAUAAAACAGUAUAUUGAGAUAUAAUUUAAUAUAGAUAAAAAAAAAUGAGAGUUAAAGAAAGACAAAUGUUCAUUGAAAAUUGACAAACGGACAAGACAGGGAGAGGGAACGAGAAAGAGAGAAAGUAAAGGAUUCUAGAUCGAGUAUAGGAAAUUUUUAAGUGUGUCGCGAGCGAUGCGUUAUAGCAUCGCUCGAGAUGACGGCAGUCUUUGGUACAGUUUGCAAUUCUUGAACAUUGCGGAAACAUCAGAGGACGUGUGAAAGCCUGUUCAAUCACUAUGUUUAAUUACUCACGAAUCGAUUAAGCGAUUACUUUAUCAAACCGCCAUCGUUUAACUUGUGUCUCGUUCAGUUUCUCUUUGACUUGCGUCAUGUGCCGCUAAAGACAGAGGUUAAUUUACUCCCAAAUUGACAACGUUUUCAUUUCAUAAUCUCAUAUGAUACACAUAAACGUUUAGUUUAUUGUACGAACUUUAAAUCUUGUACUGCAUAUACGUUCAGUCAGUUGUAUAAUUCUAUACGAAUUAUAAACAAUGAAGACUUUUUUAUCGUCAUUUACGAUAAAAGAAAAGACAUGGCUGACAUUUGUACGCGUGACUUUCAGUAUAGUUUUUUAUUUGGAUAACACCACUUGGCCAAAUUCGUGUAAGAGUACAUGAUAAAAGUUUUGAUCUGCUAGUUAGGUAUUGAAAUCUCGUCUCCCGUUCACCAGUUCACAAGUUUCUUACGCUUUCCUCCUGUCAGAAAUCACGAUGAUUAUUUAUAGGGUUUCGAUAAUAAAUAGCAACGAUUCCAGAGUUUGAAAGUUCAACUAAGCGACUUGAUUGUACAUAAGCGUUUUUAUUUACAUACAGAAAAAGAAACUCUAACAUAUAUAAAUGAAAUUGAGUUCAUAAAUAUUGAGUUUUGUGAGUUUUUGAAGUUAAAUUAAACAAGCUUCUCAAAAGUCAAAAACUACAGAUUGUGGAAUGUUCAGUUCUAUUUGUUUGAAAUUAUUUGAAUUUUGCGAUAUUAAUAAUAGCGGAGACUUCGUUUCUUGUAAAAUAACCUGAAAUUAACGAUAGAAACUAUUCGACGUACCCCCUCCGAGGGUCUUAAUUUGCACAUGUAAGAAUGUGCCGAUUUUUAUUUCCGCUCUAAACAUUUUUUUUCUUUUUUAUUUUAACGUUUGUCACUUCGUUAUUCCUACGAUUUAGCAUAAUUUUUAUUGUACCUACACGGUUUCGCACCAUAUGUAAAACAUUCAUUUUCAUAAUAAAGAUAAAUUUUAUUAAA
Molecule: messenger RNA, 1916 nt
Organism: Wasmannia auropunctata (little fire ant)
Lineage: Eukaryota; Metazoa; Arthropoda; Insecta; Hymenoptera; Formicidae
Gene: His2Av
Product: histone H2A.V
Exons: 5
Coding region: 101-487 (128 amino acids)
Cellular component (GO): nucleosome
Molecular function (GO): protein heterodimerization activity; structural constituent of chromatin; DNA binding
Source: RefSeq, a predicted model, not a curated record